AUGGAUCCUUUCGAGUACAACGCCAACCCAGGCCGCGUGGUCUUUGGCAAGGGCAGUAUUCAAAAGCUUCCGGAUGAAAUCAAACGUCUAGGUUUCAAAUCACCCCUUAUCCUCUCUACUCCUCAGCAAGUCAGUCAGGCGGAAGACCUGGCAAAGAUCCUUACCGCCGCAUCGAUUGAGCCUGCCGGCACCUAUACGAAUGCUACCAUGCAUACUCCCUCGCACGUCACCGAAGAAGCCAUGGCCUUCAUUCAAUCCAAAUCCGCAGACUGUGUUGUAUCAAUAGGAGGAGGUUCAACAACGGGAUUGGGGAAGGCAAUUUCAGUCCGCACCGGUCUACAUCAUAUCUGCAUUCCGACCACCUACGCCGGAAGUGAGAUGACGCCCAUCUUGGGCGAAACGCAGGACGGUCGCAAAACCACGCGGACCGAUCCUAAGAUUCUUCCUGGCACGGUCAUCUAUGAUGUCGACCUCACCAUGACCCUUCCCGCAUCUCUCAGCGCUACGUCAGGAGUAAACGCAAUCGCCCACGCUGUGGAAGCGCUCUACGCGAAGAACAAGAAUCCAAUCAUCUCCCUUCUCGCUCUCGAGGGUACCAAAGCCCUCGCAGAAUCCCUCCCGGAGAUCAUCCAGAACCCUCAGUCCCAACCUGCUCGGGAAAAGGCUCAAUACGGCGCCUGGCUAUGUGGUGUUUGUCUCGGAUCGUCGUCGAUGGCCUUACACCAUAAACUAUGCCACACGCUUGGCGGCUCCUUCAAUCUCCCCCACGCCGAAACCCACACUAUCGUCCUUCCUCAUGCCCUGUCCUACAACGCUCCCGCCAUCCCAGAGGCGAUGGAGAAGCUUGCCUCUGCCCUCCCCGGCAGUGAAGGCGAUGCCACCAACGGACUGAACAUCCUGCUCGAGAAGUUGCACGUGAAGCGUGCGUUGAAGGAUUUUGGUAUGAAGGAGGAGGAUAUCGAUAAGGCCGCCGAGAUUGCAGUGAGCAAUCAAUAUCCAAACCCGAGGAAGGUGGAAAAGGGCCCGAUUAGAGAGCUGAUUAGAAGAGCGUGGGCCGGGGAGCCGGCUAGAGCGGAUCUAUAG
Molecule: messenger RNA, 1083 nt
Organism: Cladophialophora immunda
Lineage: Eukaryota; Fungi; Ascomycota; Eurotiomycetes; Chaetothyriales; Herpotrichiellaceae
Exons: 1
Coding region: 1-1083 (360 amino acids)
Biological process (GO): protein histidyl modification to diphthamide
Cellular component (GO): mitochondrion
Molecular function (GO): 2-(3-amino-3-carboxypropyl)histidine synthase activity; metal ion binding; maleylacetate reductase activity
Source: RefSeq, a predicted model, not a curated record